Messenger RNA from Micromonas commoda, 3570 nucleotides. RefSeq lists its product with no specific name. The transcript has a single exon. NCBI's taxonomy places the organism in Eukaryota, Viridiplantae, Chlorophyta, Mamiellophyceae, Mamiellales, Mamiellaceae. Bases 1 to 3570 code for a protein of 1189 amino acids. Gene Ontology annotation, biological process: proteolysis. Gene Ontology annotation, molecular function: metalloendopeptidase activity. The record is from RefSeq and is a predicted model, not a curated record.
AUGCCUUGGGCUUGUUGCUUCCGCCGAACGUCCAAGAGAACGUCCAAGAGAGAACGCCAGCACGGCUGCCGAAGUGACGUAGGACAUGCAGAAGCUGCAAAAAAGAUAAACGUAUUCGGGUUUUUGUCCCACCACGUGUUCGGGUUUUUGUCCCACCACCUGACCGACACAUCAGUCAGCAGCAGGUCUUCCGUCACCGAGUCGUGGUCGUCGCCUUCAUCGCACGCGCAUCGUAUCGAAAAGUACCACGAUCAUCGACCUCGUGCGACCACCCGCAUGAGUCCACUUCGAAGGUCCAUGCGGCGCAUACGCCCCCGGGCUGCGACAUCUACACGCAUGCUCGUCUUCAUGUCUUCCGUGCUCGCCGCGGUCUUCGUCGAUGCCUCGACCGGUCCGGCCGAUCAUACCGGCGUUAAAUCGAGCCACGAGAUCACACGGGCCACAAACGUGACUCCCGGCGACGACACACGUCAUCCUGCUUCCCUCCAGCUCACCGUCCACGCGUUCGGCGCGAGUCUCGACCUCGACCUUGAACGCAACGACGAGCUCUUCUCGCGGGAAUAUCGCGUGCUCGCGUGGAAUCCCGCGUCGAACGCGCAUCAGCUUGUCGGGAAUCACCCCGGGACGGAUCACUGCCACUACCACGGGCGCGUGCGGAACGCAAACCCGGGCGUGCGCUCCCACGUGGUGCUCUCCACGUGCCAUGGACUCAGCGGCAUCGUCAAAAUCGGUGACGAGACCAUCACGCUCAAGCCCGCAGAACGAGAUGCUGAACAUCGCGACGACGACCAACUCGACGCCGAUGUCGUCGCGACCAUCGAUGUCAACGCUGACGGUUCUGUCGGCCCCAUCCCAGUCGGAGAGGACCUCAGCGAGAGUGCACCUUCAGAUUCCCGCAGAGCGUUGCUCGGGGGAGGCGGCGGCGCGGAUGCGUUCAAGUACACGGCGGGCCCUCAGACAAUUGUCAUGCGGGUGAUGGUCGUCAACGACAACGAUCGAUGUAAAUUCUUCACGGCGGGCGCGUCGAUGACGUCCGCUGAGCAAACCAACAUGGAAGUUCACACCAGGCACCUCAUGAACAUGGCGGCCUGGAUGUAUAAAACCAUCUCCGACGAAGUGAGCAUCCGCAUCGUGCUCGCCGGGCAGGUGAACUGGUGCGCCGGGAAUGCGUUCUCGAUGAAAGAGGUACAACUCGGCGAUCGCAGCGGCACAUACGAUGACAAAGUCAAAUAUUACCAAUCCUUUGGUGCCCGCAUCAUCGACAAGUCAGAUCUUGAUGCGAAAGUUCCGGCGUGGAUAUACUCUAACCAAGCAUCGCUUCCUCCAUUCGAUGUAGCUCACAUAUUCAGUCCUAAUGCAUUUGCAAGAGAGGAGGGGGCCCUGUCGGCGCUUGCGGGUGGAUUUGCAAGCCAGGGUACACCGUGCUAUGGUUUUGGCGUCGAUGGAGAUAUCGGAAGGUUCGGAUCUUCAGACCAAUUCGCAGUACAUGUAAUCGCUCACGAGCUCGGUCAUAACUUUGGUCUUAAUCACGACAUAGGUCCGGGUUGCCACGAAUCAGAUAUAUUUCACAUCAUGACUGGAGACGGAAGCGAUAGCACUGAUGGCAAGAUUUCAGUUCGCGUCUGGUCAAAGUGUUCCGUGGACGCUAUGCUUAAAUUGGUGCAGGAUAGUAAGCUCGACUGCCUCAAAGGUCCCGGUCAUCAGAGCACCACAGGUCGAUGCGGCAACGGCAUCAUAGAUCCCGGAGAAGGCUGCGAUUGUGGCGCGCUAGAUUGCAGUUCGGUGGACGCGUGCUGCGAUGGUACGACGUGUCAGCUCGCGACAGGAGCCACGUGCGCCCCAACUGAGAUUGGUGCCGGCGGCGACAAGAGCGUCGAAGCACCCCGUUCCUGCUGUGACGCGGCGACCUGCGCACCCGCCGCGGCGGGAACCGUGUGCCGUGCUGCCAUUGACGCGACCUGCGAUGCGCCCGAGGUUUGCGACGGUACCACCUCUUCGUGUCCCGCCGACGCGCCCGCGGUCGCGCUCGGGACUCCUUGCGCUGGAAUCAACGGGGAUCGUGGAUCGUGCUGGGGGAAAUUCGGACAGCGGGGACCUUUCCGCUGCUCAAAUCGAGAUUUAUCGUGCACCUCACUCACCGACUCUAUAUUGCACGGGAACGGCUGGUCCAAUCCUCCACGCGGCGGUGCCCACGCCGCCGACGGUACGUGCUCGCUCGGUGAUUACUGGCAAAGAAACGGCUUUCCUUAUGACACCGCGGCGAAAAAGUUCACCGCGGCGCACUGCGACGGAGGAGGGACUGGAAACAUGGUUUGUUUUUCCGGCACCAACUGUUCUGCUGGUUGGUAUUCUUUACAACGGUCAUACGCUUUGGCAGGUUUCCCGUGUGGUGACAUCGGUCCAGACGGCAUCUACGAGAGCGUGUGUGACGGCGGAGCCGGACACAAUCGGCACGGACACUUGGCUACGGACUUCCAGGAUGGCGUCAUGUACGACGGAUCUAACCAACCACAGUGGUAUCCGUCCAAGUGCGUGCCGACAUCGUCACUGCUUAAGCCCCCUCCCCCGCCGCCUCCUUCCCCACCGACCGCGCUGCCGCCGUCCCCGCCCCCGUUCCCGCCGCCGGCGCCAUUUGCGACGACGACACUUUUCGUCGACGUCACAAAUUUUGAUUACGCCAACGCAAAAGACAGAUGGGAUUGGAUAUGGCACAUCGAGGCUUCCCUGGCUGGAGCGCUUCCGCAAUCGUACAAGGAGCGCCAUCAGGCCGACCGGGAUUCGUCGUCGUGGUGGACACGCGCGACGUUUUCCUUAAAAGCGCGAAUGACCAUCCCGGGCGUCGCCACCGUCGACGGCGUGUCCGAUGCCGUGUUUAAGCGCGCCGUCGCCGCCGAUCUCGGCGUCGACGUCGAUACCGUCGUCAUCGUGAAUAAGACCGUUUCCUCUCGUCGUCGUCGAGCUCGAGCUCUCCUCGCGAGCGGAGGCGUGACCGUCAACUACGAGCUCUCCAAGUACGCGACAGUCGCCAACACGAGAUCCGAUCCAAGCGGGGGAUCCAUUAAUGGGAACAUGACGAGGGAACUGUACGUCCGGAAUCGAGUCCUGGCAUCCGAGGCGUUCCUCACCGUCAACGCCGCGUUCGGUGCCUCCCCCGACGUGUCGAAUCCACCGGCAAAUCCGGUAACGGCCACCUGCGAGCUGUUCAUCAUGGCCGGGAGCGUCGAGGAAGCCGCGGCGGUGCUCGCGACGGCGAAGGAUCCGAGCUUCCCGGGCAAGGUCAACACCUUGAUGCGGAACUGGUGGCCCAGCGAGACGGCAUCGGUGACGAAAGUCAGCGCGACGCCGGAGGUGUAUCAUCCACCGCCGGAAGAUGGCAUGUCGGACGCCACGAUCGCGCUGUACUCGUGUGUCGCCGUCGUCGCCUGCGGAUUGGCGGCGGGUGCCGCGUACCGAUGGGGAGGUGCUCUGCGCAGGAAAGUGGCACCCUUGGGGGCCAUGACCUCGAGUGUGACCUCGAAGAAGAGUUCCACCGCGAAGGUGGCGCCCGCACCACCCAAGGCGCCGAAGUGA